GUUCCUGGCUCACUCCUCCCUCCGCAUCUUAUCAUCUCUCAGAGAACAUCCCUCCAUACGCCAUGGCAUCUAGAAAGAAGGUCCUUCUUAAGGUCAUCAUCCUAGGGGAUUCCGGUGUCGGUAAGACAUCGUUAAUGAAUCAAUAUGUCAACAAGCGUUUUUCAACCCAGUACAAAGCUACCAUCGGCGCCGAUUUCCUCACCCGUGAGCUUGUCGUGGACGAUCGUGUCGUCACCAUGCAGCUCUGGGAUACCGCCGGUCAAGAAAGAUUUCAGUCCCUGGGUGUGGCUUUUUACCGUGGAGCCGAUUGUUGCGUUCUGGUGUACGACGUGAACAGUUCGAAAAGUUUUGAAGCUUUGGAUGGAUGGAGAGAUGAAUUCCUGGUUCAAGCAUCACCACAUGAUCCCGAGAACUUCCCGUUCGUUGUGCUAGGAAACAAAAUCGACAUGGAGGAGUCUAAACGGAUGGUAUCGCAAAAACGAGCAAUGACAUGGUGUCAAGCCAAGGGCAACAUUCCUUACUUUGAGACUUCAGCAAAGGAGGCGAUCAACGUCGAGCAGGCAUUCCAGACCAUCGCUAAGAAUGCUUUAGCUCAGGAGGCAGAGACGGAGCUGUAUGCCGAUUAUCCUGAUCCUAUCAGGAUUGACUCGGAGAGCUCUCAGAAUUACGGAUGCAGUUGUUAGAUAUGUUGGAGUUAGGAUUAGCUAAUGAUAUGUACUUUUUUCCCUCGU
This is a messenger RNA of Tremella mesenterica DSM 1558, 731 nucleotides long. RefSeq lists its product as uncharacterized. Gene Ontology annotation, cellular component: fungal-type vacuole membrane; late endosome; phagocytic vesicle. Gene Ontology annotation, biological process: regulation of vacuole fusion, non-autophagic. Bases 63 to 683 code for a protein of 206 amino acids. The record is from RefSeq and is a predicted model, not a curated record. The transcript is spliced from 7 exons. Lineage: Eukaryota; Fungi; Basidiomycota; Tremellomycetes; Tremellales; Tremellaceae. Gene Ontology annotation, molecular function: GTP binding; GTPase activity.